GUGCAGUAUGUAUAGUAGUAUAUGCCCGUCCCAUUUCACAAAAGACUACCCCACAUUAUAAUCGCUUCCAUUGGACACAAAUUAUGUGCGCUAGCCCAAACUACACUAGCUCUUCGCUUCACAAUUCGCACAAUCAAUCUCAAAACUCUCCAUCCAAAACUUUUGAAAUAUCUCUCCUCUCCUCUCCAUUCCCAUCCAUCGACAAUCGACAACCGCAAGCAUGUCUGCCAUCAACAAGAUCGUGGCUACCAGCCCUUCCCACGCCAACCCAUCUGAGCUUGAGAACAGCAUCGCUACUGCUCUCUAUGACCUCGAGUCCAACACCCCAGACUUGAAGGCUGCUUUGAGACCUCUUCAAUUCUCUUCUGCUAAGGAGAUUGAAGUUGGCCACGGCAAGAAGGCUAUUGCCAUCUUUGUCCCCGUUCCUUCCCUCGCUGCUUUCCACAAGGUUCAGCAACGUCUCACCCGUGAGCUCGAGAAGAAGUUCUCUGACCGUCACGUCUUGAUCCUUGCUGGUCGUCGUAUCCUUCCCCGCCCAAAGAGAUCCAACAGAUCCAGAACCUCCCUCACCCAAAAGCGUCCUCGUUCCAGAACUUUGACUGCUGUCCACGAUGCUAUCCUUACCGAUAUCGUCUACCCAGUUGAGAUUGUCGGAAAGCGUCUCCGCACCAAGGAGGAUGGAAGCAAGAUCUUGAAGGUUAUCCUCGAUGAGAAGGAGAAGGGAGGUGUUGAUCACAGACUCGACACCUACUCUGAUGUUUACAAGAGAUUGACUGGCCGUACCGUCACUUUCGAGUUCCCACAAGGAAGCUCCGCUGAAUACUAAAUUAUUCAUGCUUUGUUGAAAUGGGUUCUCUUUGGAGGGUUACAAAAAUGGGAGGCGCAAUAGUUAGGCUUUAUGAAUGAAUAUCAAAAGCUUUCUGUGUCAUACUGAUAUACCAAUUUGUUUUACAAUGGAGUUCAUGGAUUUUUAGAACUUUCUUGUUUGUUUGA
This is a messenger RNA of Botrytis cinerea B05.10, 993 nucleotides long. RefSeq lists its product as hypothetical. Gene Ontology annotation, molecular function: structural constituent of ribosome. The record is from RefSeq and is a predicted model, not a curated record. NCBI's taxonomy places the organism in Eukaryota, Fungi, Ascomycota, Leotiomycetes, Helotiales, Sclerotiniaceae. Gene Ontology annotation, biological process: ribosomal small subunit biogenesis; rRNA processing; translation. Bases 221 to 826 code for a protein of 201 amino acids. The transcript has 3 exons. Gene Ontology annotation, cellular component: ribosome; cytosolic small ribosomal subunit; small-subunit processome.